GAUAAUACGCCAUUUUAGCAAAACAACAAAAGCUGUCUGCUUUUCUCACUAUCUAAGAACAGUUGCUUUGCAGUAAGUGAACUUUACUCUUCCAACUUCCUACUUCCAUCCUAACCCUAACCCAAGAAACACACACACACACACAUAUAUUACCACUCUUCAAAGGAAUUUUCUCUCUUUAUUUUCUCCAAGAACAGGGAAAAAAAAGAAGCCAUGAAUUCUUUGUUUAGAAAUGGAGAUUAGGAAAAGGAGAGAAAACUCACAUUGCUAUUACUGUUCCCAAUGGGGAAGGGAGAAGAAGAGCAACCAGUAGGUACUUCAUUGGAUGCACAGAGUACAUACCAAUAUGCAGAGGAUAGGUGCAGGGGAUGCAGUAGGUUAAAGGGGUUGUUGAGUUUUAAAUGUGUAUUUGUAUUGCUGCUUGGUAUGGGAGUUUUGCUUUCUGCUAUUUUCUUAUUGCCACUUUUCAAGAAUGGAGAUCUGAGGUAUCUGGAUCUUGACAACAAGUAUAAAGGUCAAGGUAAUUUUAUUGAUAUCCAGCAACAAGUGUAUGCUGGGGAACAUAGACAUUUAGCCAUUGAACAAUUAAAUUAUCAAACAGGUCAUGAUAUAGUUGCCAGUUUCAUGCUUGAGCCAGUUCCCUUUGUGAAGGAUUAUAUUGUGCAACUUGCAGAUGAUAUUUUUGAUGAAAUAAGUGUUUCCAAUACUAAAGUGGAGAUAAUAUCAUUAGAAAAUAUAGCUGGACCGAACAUAACGGAGGUUGUCUUUGCAGUUGAUUCUGCAGUGAAAAAUAUAAGGGUCUCUCUAACUGCUCUGAGUUUAGUCAGGUCGGAAUUUGAAACUGUGCUUACUGGCCAAUCAGCUCUGCACUUGACAGCAUCUUUGUUUGGCGAUCCGUUUUCCUUUGAUGUGCUGAAGUUCAGAGGAGGGAUUACUGUGAGCCCUAAACAGAGCGGAUUCCUCAUGCAGCAAGUCCAGAUUCUUUUCAACUUCACCUUGAACUUCUCAAUUGAUGAAAUUCAAGAUAAUUUUCAUGAACUAACAAGCCAGCUCAAAUCAGGGUUACAUCUUUCAUCAUAUGAGAACUUGUAUAUCAGCUUGACAAAUACAAGAGGUUCAACAGUAGAUCCUCCCACUAUUGUUCAGUGCAAAGUUCUUUAUGCAGUUGGGAUAAAUUCCACCAGGUCAAGGUUGAAGCAGUUGUCCCAGACCAUCGGUUCUCAUUCCGACAACCUUGGCCUCAAUAACACUGUAUUUGGAAGGGUUAAACAAGUUAGCCUGUCCUCUUUUCUACCGCACUCUCGAGGUGGUGAUAGUGGUAGCCCGUCACCUUCUCCAGCUCCUCUACCUCACCAUCACCACCACCACAAUCGAGAUUCAAAUCUCGCUCCUGCAAUAUCACCCGCUCCAAGAGUUGAGAAAGGUGGAUCUAUUAGCAGGAAAGUUUCACCUGUACCCGUACCUGCACCAGCAUCUGUUAAAGUACUUGCACCUGCUCCUACACCUGCAAAGCCCAAGAGUCCUGAGGCCCAGCCUCCUUGUCAUUUUGGGAGAUAUCCAAGAAAGGCGAAGGGUCGCCCGCAUAUGGUUCCUGCUCGAGCACCAGUCCAUGCACCUCAUAUUACUCCAUCGCCACACCGGCAAAUACAUGCUCCAACUCCGAUGCCACAUGGACUCGCCGCAUCAAGUCCAUUGCCCAAUGUAGUAUAUGCUCAUGUUCAGCCUCUGCCAAAGAGUAAUUCUGUUGCAGAGCCUCCUAACAGAUUUACUUCAGCUUCACCCUUGCCAUCUUCAUCUUCUAAAGGGAUUCAUUCUUCAAAAUUCUGGAGUCUCCUGCUGUUUUUACUUGUACUACAUCCAUAGCAGCCGGAGGAGGACAAUUAUUUAUUGUCACAACAAAAUUUGCCUCUAAAAACGAGUUCCACGUCAUUCCACCCAGGCAAAGAGACAAACUUGAGGAGUUUGCAUAGAGAGCAAUGCCAAAAGGGCAUCCUUCAUGCUUGGAUGAACAUAUGUCCUUAUAUUCUUGUAAAUAUUUCCAUGAAGAUUCAGCGCGAAGAUGCAUUUUCAGGUCAAAGUCAUAGCGAUGACAGGCCUAUGAUUACGCAUUGCCACUGUUAUGUAUCAUCCCUCUUGCAUAAACAUAAGGAGGGAAAAGCACAACCAACAAAUGUAUAAUAAUCCUUUUUGCUCAUAAUAUCUUCCAAAUCCAUCAUCUAUGAUCCUUAGUACUGAUUCUAGUGAAUGACAGUUUGUUCUUACUUUGUCA
Messenger RNA from Nicotiana tabacum (common tobacco), 2269 nucleotides. RefSeq lists its product as uncharacterized. The record is from RefSeq and is a predicted model, not a curated record. NCBI's taxonomy places the organism in Eukaryota, Viridiplantae, Streptophyta, Magnoliopsida, Solanales, Solanaceae.